CAGGCCAAAAAUCUCUCAAUCACUCACUCUCCCCAUUCUACUCUUUGCAGUCAAAAAUGGAGUCUCGCGUGCUCACCGGCGCCACCAUUCGCGGCCUGGCCCUUCGCCUGAAGCCGUCGGCUAGACUCACCGGAACCUGCACUCUCCCCGCCACCAAGCUCACAGGAAGACUCAGCGACGCCGGGAACUUGAUAUGGGGAAGGCAGCUCCGACCGGCGAUACUGCUCGAGGCUUCACCGGCCAGCGUCGCUGUUCCGGCGAUGAAGAGAGAGAGCAUCCGCCCGUGCUCCGCCACUGCGGAGGGCAGCGACUCCGCCGGGGGAGCUAAGGUCGGGUUCUUAGAGAAAUAUCCGGCGCUCGUCACCGGAUUUUUCUUCUUCAUGUGGUACUUUCUGAACGUCAUAUUCAACAUUCUCAACAAGAAGAUCUACAAUUACUUCCCCUAUCCAUAUUUUGUAUCAGUUAUACAUUUGUUUGUUGGUGUUGUCUACUGUCUCGUAUCCUGGGCUGUUGGCCUCCCUAAGCGCGCUCCAAUUGACGGGAACCUCUUGAAGUUGCUCAUCCCUGUCGCUGUAUGUCAUGCACUAGGCCACGUGACUAGUAACGUCUCUUUUGCUGCCGUUGCAGUCUCGUUCACUCACACUAUUAAAGCCCUGGAGCCUUUCUUCAAUGCUGCGGCUUCACAGUUCAUUCUUGGACAACAGAUACCUUUGACGCUAUGGCUGUCUUUGGCACCAGUUGUUAUUGGUGUGUCGAUGGCAUCACUGACCGAAAUGUCCUUCAACUGGUUGGGCUUCAUUAGUGCAAUGAUAUCCAACAUCUCCUUCACUUACAGGAGCAUAUACUCAAAGAAAGCUAUGACUGAUAUGGAUAGCACGAACUUGUAUGCCUACAUUUCAAUCAUUGCCCUUAUUGUCUGCCUCCCUCCCGCGAUAAUUAUUGAGGGACCUCAAUUGCUCAAGUCUGGUUUCAAUGAUGCAAUUGCAAAAGUGGGUCUGACAAAGUUCGUCACGGAUCUUUUCUGGGUUGGAAUGUUUUACCACCUCUACAAUCAGCUGGCAACCAACACCCUUGAGAGAGUGGCACCUCUAACACAUGCAGUUGGGAAUGUGUUGAAACGUGUUUUCGUGAUUGGCUUCUCAAUCUUGGUCUUUGGUAACAAGAUUUCACUACAAACUGGUAUUGGUACUUCCAUUGCCAUUGCUGGAGUUGCUAUGUACUCUUUCAUAAAGGCUAAGAUUGAAGAGGAGAAACGACAAGGGAAAGCGGCAUAGGUGCUGGACGCAGAAGAAGUCUCAGGUGAAGUUGUAAUACUAUAUAUCUCCGACAACAAACUGGCUGCCUGAGAACAUCUUUUGGCAUUGUGAAAUGAGUCUAUUUAAUCUUCUUUUAUUCUACUUUCAACUGUCGUAUGUAUUUUCAGUUAAUAAUAUGACUCGUGGCGCGGUCAACAUUGUGAUCAGAAGCCCUGAGCUUAAUUGUUAUUAGAAAGUCGAGGAUGAAAUUUGUGAAUAGUCUAUUUUCGUGGGAACAGACCCCUUCCGUGUUUCAUUUUAA
Salvia hispanica is the source of this 1557-nucleotide messenger RNA. RefSeq names its product Glucose-6-phosphate/phosphate translocator-like protein (gene APE2). Gene Ontology annotation, biological process: transmembrane transport. The record is from RefSeq and is a predicted model, not a curated record. Lineage: Eukaryota; Viridiplantae; Streptophyta; Magnoliopsida; Lamiales; Lamiaceae. Gene Ontology annotation, molecular function: transmembrane transporter activity. Gene Ontology annotation, cellular component: membrane.